Molecule: messenger RNA, 1626 nt
Organism: Acaulospora colombiana
Lineage: Eukaryota; Fungi; Glomeromycota; Glomeromycetes; Diversisporales; Acaulosporaceae
Source: the annotation of a GenBank genome assembly
AUGGAGUAUAGUUUCGAUGCUGCAGGACUUGGAAGGCGGCCUUUGGAGAUCGAUCGAACUGGCGUACCGAAGCAGAUUAUUGUUGGAAGUUUCUUUGGAGGGUUGAGUCACGUCAAGCCGAUGUUAGAGAUCGGUAAAGUACUGGCAGAGCGUGGAUAUAAUGUAACAUUGGUGGCUCCCGGAAAAAUCCUACCAUCGGAGGAUUAUCCUCUGAUCAGCCAAAUAUCUACUGGUCCUGCCAUCAAUCACAAAGAGGAGCCAACCUAUCAAGAAAUCUUCCAUAAUAAAGUUGACUACAAACAAAUCUUCAAUCUUCGGAGAUUUUUCGCAAAAAAUUAUUUAUCGUAUUUCAAUGCCUAUAAACAUGCCACCGAAACCUUGAAGCCGGAUUUAUUCAUCUGCGAUGUGUUGAUGAAUGAUGUCUGCUUGGAUAUCGCUCGGUUAAAUAAUAGACCGAUGGUUGGAUUUGGAGAAGGGUUGUUGGCAUCCCCAUCUACUUUCUACAGAUCCGAAGUUUGGUAUGACUGUCAUGUGAGCAUGGAGAACGAAUCGUUCUUGAACAGGUUCAGAUGUGCCAUAAUCGAGCCAAUGCGGUUUGCGUUCGGGAUGCGGUCGGUGGAUGAAGAAUUGAAUGAGAUUCGUGUUCAAGUUGGUGUGAACACUGCCAUCAAUCCUUACGAGAUAGUCAGGAACUCGUUGUUCUUGGCCGACACUUUCUUUGGAUUCGAGGUACCCCAUCCGGUGUCUCCCAUGGUUCAGGAAAUAGGGCCGGUGAUGCAAGACGAAUAUCCGAUUCUCACGCCAAAUCUUUUAUCCUUUGUUUCCGAUCACAAAAAAAUUCUUUACGUCUCCUUCAGCAAUGAGGUUUACACCACCUUGGAAAACAACAUCAUCCUUUUGCAGUCAUGCGCGGAAGCCAUUCAACAGAAAAUCAUUGAUGGCGUAAUUUGGUCUUUCAUUAAUCCAUCAUUUGAUGAAAUUCUCCUCAAGACCAUAUCUUUAUCGGAUGGCGCCUCGUUCACCAUUGCCGAGAUCCUAUCCAACCAACAUCCGCACAUUCUUGUCUCCAGAUUCACAUCGCAGUUCUCGGUACUCAAUCACACAAAUGUUAAGAUAUUCUUGAGUUCCGGUGGAUACACAAAUUCAUACGAAGCAUUGUAUACUGGAACACCGAUGCUGGUCAUGCCGAUUGAGCUUGGCGAUUUAAAUAAUGCCGAGAGGUUGGAAAGAUUGGGUGUGGGGUUAACGAUCGACAAAACAGAAUUACACGUAAAAGACAUUUUAAGUAAGAUCAAGCUGUUAUUGACAGAUCAGAGUGUACAGAAUAAUCUAAAGAAGAUAAAGGUGUUGACAGUGAUCAAUAGCAAAAGGAAGUACAGGGCGGCAGACUUAAUUGAGUUUGUAAUGCACGCAUUGACGUUAAAUCCCAAAGAAGCUUUGGAUGGUGAUGGAGGCGAAGGCGAAGGUGGGGGAAACUACGAGGGACUGCUGAAGGAAUGGAUCAGUCCUGAAAGGAGGAUGGGAUUUUUCAAAGGGAAAUAUCUUGAUAUCUAUUUAACCUGCUUGUGCAUAAUAAUAACUAUGGCUUUGAUUAUGAUGGGGAUAGUAUUGGGAUGUUGUUGCUAG